AUUAUUAACCUUCUUAUUAUAGUUAGCAUAUACCAGAAACAAUCUGGAAUAGGUUUAAUAUGUAAUAAGCAAAGGAAUUUACAGGAAUGUCAAUGAUUUUUCCAUUUUGUGUUAGCGGUCGUUGCGCAUUGUUUCCGAGGCUUUGAUUGGUGGAGUUUUGAGAUGGAAAGGCCGGAAGCGUCAUUCAUUACAGACACGGAUGAGAGAAGGGUCAUUUUAAUAGGACUCUUAACAACCUGUUCGACCAGGCUCAGCCAUCCUGUUUAGUUCAACUGUUACCUUUCAUAUUUAUCGCUCUAACAAUAAAAAUGGCUGCUUACAAGCUGGUUCUCAUUCGCCAUGGCGAGAGCUGCUGGAAUCAGGAGAAUCGCUUCUGCGGCUGGUUCGACGCAGACCUGAGCGAGACAGGGGUUCAGGAGGCAAAAAGAGGCGGUCAGGCUUUAAAAGAUGCGGGGUUCGAGUUUGAUAUUUGUUACACAUCGGUGCUGAAGAGAGCCAUCCGGACGUUAUGGAUCGUUUUGGACGGUAUAGAUCAGAUGUGGCUGCCUGUGCACAGGACCUGGCGGCUGAAUGAACGCCACUAUGGCGGUCUCACUGGGCUGAACAAGUCUGAGACUGCGGCUAAGCAUGGUGAAGCCCAGGUUAAGAUUUGGAGGCGCUCCUAUGACAUCCCCCCUCCACCUAUGGAUGCAGAUCAUGACUUUUACAGCAUCAUUAGCAAAGACAGACGGUAUAGUGACUUAACCGAGGACCAGCUGCCUUCUUGUGAGAGUCUGAAGGACACAAUUGCGCGGGCCUUACCAUUCUGGAAUGAGGAGAUUGUGCAUCAAAUCAAGGAGGGAAAGAGAGUGUUGAUUGCUGCACAUGGAAACAGUUUGAGAGGCAUUGUGAAGCACUUAGAAGGAAUGUCUGAGGAGGCCAUAAUGGAGCUGAAUCUGCCCACUGGCAUCCCUGUACUUUAUGAGCUAGACAAGAAUCUGAAGCCCAUCAAGCCAAUGCAGUUCCUUGGAGACGAGGAAACCGUUCGCAAGGCUAUGGAGGCUGUGGCAGCCCAGGGCAAAGCCAAGAAAUAGAGUAUUUAACUUAUAAGCGUUAUAAAUUGUAAAUCAGCAUUGAUUUGCUGAUUAAACGAGACUUCCAUAUUUAACAUCAAUUAGACAUAGUUCUAUAACAUUGUGUAAUAUAAAAAUAUAUAUGAAACCAGUAUAUUAACAUACAUACUUUUGGAAUCGUUACUAGUAUUUAUUGGUUAAACAGUUAUUAGGGCACUUAAUUUUUGUUUGGAUUUAUCUUAUCCAAGUCAUUCCCUUGGUUAAUUUACUUAGUCUACACUUUGGCAAGAAUGUUUACUCACGCUUUCUCAAAUUCAUCAAGAAGGGACACAAUUAUUUAUGGAAAUUUGCAUU
Molecule: messenger RNA, 1406 nt
Organism: Xyrauchen texanus (razorback sucker)
Lineage: Eukaryota; Metazoa; Chordata; Actinopteri; Cypriniformes; Catostomidae
Gene: pgam1a
Product: phosphoglycerate mutase 1a
Exons: 4
Coding region: 309-1073 (254 amino acids)
Biological process (GO): glycolytic process
Molecular function (GO): intramolecular phosphotransferase activity
Source: RefSeq, a predicted model, not a curated record